Amoebophrya sp. A25 is the source of this 1719-nucleotide messenger RNA. Lineage: Eukaryota; Dinophyceae; Syndiniales; Amoebophryaceae. The record is from the annotation of a GenBank genome assembly.
UUUUUUCAGAGAGUUUGCAACCUUUCUCCAGUCACCACCUGUUUUUAACCUAUUGCCCGCACCUACUACCACCUAUUUCGAAGCUCUCCCACCUUUUUUUCUAUCGCUAUUUUGCUUUUCGUUUUUUCCGUGCUACAAGUAUACAUCAAACAUAAAAUAAUGAUGCGACAGCAUCGCCCGGUUUCGCGAGGCUUGAUGACUGAAUUUAUUUCAUGAUGAGCCGCUAGUAUGUAAUGACAAUGCGCUAAUCCACAUUCUCGCAGUCCGAGAUGUUGACAAAAGAAGAUGGACAGGGUGAUGCAAUUUCCUGUGGAAAAACUGAGUCAUGGACUGUCAGCACCUUCCGUCGUCAGCUCAGAUGUAGUAGUUGAGGGAGCUGAUGAGCUCGCUUCCUUAGCGGUACUUAUUCAAAGUGGUAUCGCUUUGUGGAUCGUCUCUGUGUGGACAUGGCGGUAUGGAUUACAAACUGGGUAUCGCGGAGGCAACGCAAAGAAUCGGGAAAUGGAGUUCGAAAACUACGGCUUGCCCCGUUGGAUGCUCGCCUUGGUCGGUGGACUGGAACUUUGCUCAGCGUUGUGCCUCACGCUGGGCAUACUAUGGCCGCGCUGCGGGUUUCUGCUACUAGGCUCAGUACUGCAGAUGGCACUCAUGUGCGGCGCGGUAAUGGCACAUGUUCAAGUUAGUGAUCCGCUUGCGCGCUCGGUGCCGGCGAUACUGCUGUUUCUCUUGUCCGCAGUCGUUUUCGCUGUCUCUUGCUUCUUUGCCAGAAAAAUCAAUGGUCAAAAAUUGUUGGCAGCGACAUCGGAGUCGAGAUUAGACCAGAAAAGGACGGAAGAUACUGAUCAACAAGAAGAGCAAGGUGAUGGCUGGUCUUUCCUGGUGUUCUAUUUGGGUCUCCUAUGGCAGCUGAUGUUCGACUGUGAUUGCGCGCCUGACGGCACCGAGCGCAAUUUUUUCGAAUGCUUUGGUCCUUCUGCCGCGACCUCCACCAGGCUAGCAUCUGACAAAAACGCGGGAGGAUUCACGCAAUUAUUCGAGCUAUUGACCUGUUCACUGCCGUCCGAACCUGGUCGCAUUUCCUUCACGCUGUGUGUGCUGGUAUCGAGCUUGUAUAUGGGUUACAAAGCUUAUCGAAGCGGAGUGUAUAAUUUUAAGCGUGUGGUCACAAAGGAACGACUGCAAACCUCGUCUGUCUUUGAGGCUCCGACACUACUUCCGCUGGCCGAACGCCUUUUGACAGAAGACUUUACAGGGAACGAACGCUCAACCUCCUCUGCUUUGACUGGGAACUUAUGGCUAAGCAGUUAGACAACAAUUCUAGAACACUACCGGAAAGAAAGCACUGACUUGCUCUUUCGCAUCAAUGUGUUUGCCAGAUUCCAGGAAAACGGUGAGUGCCACAGGCUCGUUCUUCAUCUAUCCAAGUAUUUACACCUGCCUAUGUGACUAUGCUACUCAAUAAGAAAUCGUGGUUUAGUACUAUUUUUGAAUUAAAACUAUUUUUUGUUUCUAAUGUAGGACUCCGGGAUCGCUGAGCUUCCGAUGGGCACUCCUUUAAUAUCACGCGGCACAUCAAGCAACUUUGUGGCCCUUUCUCCGGCAGCCCAAUACCAACCAAAUCGCAUUGUCAGAGGGGACUCACCAUCGCUUGCGCGGGAGCUCAGCCCAAUACCACCACGGCCGGAAAUGCGAACGCGCGUACCUGUAGAACCGGAGUGA